GGCCAAAGAAAAAUAGUUUGUAGUCACUUGUCGUACGGUGUAGUAGUACGAAAAAGCUACUUUUAUUUACUAUUAAAAUUAUUUGUGAAAAUAUUUUAUAACUAAAUAUAAAUAUCAAAAUGAAAUAUUCGUUUCUGUAUUUAACACUUGCCACUUUGACGGUGUGCGUCGUAGCGGAAAGUGCAUUCCAAUGUCCCAAACCUGAGGGCGAAUAUCCUGAUGAUGUCCAGUGUGAUAAAUACUAUCAAUGUAAUGAUGGCAUAGCAAAAGAAAAGCUGUGCCCAGAUGGCUUAGUGUUCGAUCCGCUCAAUAGACACAUCAAUAAGUGUGAUCAACCUUUCAAUGUAGAUUGUGGUGACCGAACUGAAUUGCAGGAGCCAAAAUCUUCUAAAUUUUGUCCUCGUAAAAACGGAUUCUUCGCACAUCCUGAUUCUUCUGUAUGUGACAUUUUUUACAAUUGUAUCGACGGAGAUGCAUUAGAAAUGAAAUGCACUGUUGGAUUGCACUUUGAUGAAUUUGGUGGAACUUGUGUUUGGCCAGAUACUGCGAAACGUGAAGGUUGCGAAGCACCACAGAAAAAAUCUCCGACCGGAUUUGUGUGCCCCAAGGAUCGCCCAAAGAAUGAUGAUAAAGGUCAGGUAGUUACUCAUCCGAAGUUCCCCCAUCCUACAGACUGUCAAAAAUUCCAUGUCUGCUUAAAUGGGGAAGAUCCACGCGACCUUGCCUGUCAAUUAGGCGAAGUCUACAAUGAAGAAACGGAGAUGUGUGAUGCUCCUGAAAAUGUUCCCGGUUGUGAAGAUUGGUACAAGGAUUCCGAUGACAAAAAAGAAUAAAAAUAGAUUUCAUUACGUGUGUCGACGUAAAUAUGUAUAUUUUAUGUUCUACUCCAAGACCUGUGGUAAUAUACUCUUGCCAGACACUACGUAUAUGAACACUUUUUAAAUUAUGAAUCGUGUUUUAGAAGUACAAUAUCUGUGGAUAUUAAAUAAAUAAGCCAUAUAUUUUAUAAUUUAUAAGUUCAUAAUUAAAAUACGGAAUUACUAAGAUCGAA
Messenger RNA from Bactrocera latifrons, 1051 nucleotides. RefSeq names its product chondroitin proteoglycan 2. The coding region runs from base 120 to 833 and encodes 237 amino acids. Gene Ontology annotation, cellular component: extracellular region. The record is from RefSeq and is a predicted model, not a curated record. Lineage: Eukaryota; Metazoa; Arthropoda; Insecta; Diptera; Tephritidae. Gene Ontology annotation, molecular function: chitin binding. The transcript is spliced from 4 exons.